This is a messenger RNA of Rosa chinensis, 1684 nucleotides long. RefSeq names its product CAAX prenyl protease 1 homolog. Gene Ontology annotation, cellular component: endoplasmic reticulum membrane. The transcript has 15 exons. Gene Ontology annotation, biological process: CAAX-box protein processing. Lineage: Eukaryota; Viridiplantae; Streptophyta; Magnoliopsida; Rosales; Rosaceae. The record is from RefSeq and is a predicted model, not a curated record. The coding region runs from base 174 to 1454 and encodes 426 amino acids. Gene Ontology annotation, molecular function: metalloendopeptidase activity.
GGAGUAGGAUUGAAUUUGAAAGUGAUAUAAAGGUGUUAAUAAGAGCCACCAUCCUUAAAUUACUAUUCAUUGGCCCCAUAUUUUUCUGGUCUACUACUACUACUACUACAUAUUGAUACCAUAGAUUCAAUGUUUUGGACAAAACCUUUCUCUAGGCACCUUCAGACUAAGCCAUGGCGUUCCCAUUCUUGGAAGUAGUUGUUGGUUCUAUGAUAUUGAUGUACAUAUUUGAAACUUACUUGGAUUUGAGGCAACAUUCAGCACUCAAACUUCCAACACUUCCUAAAAAUUUGGAAGGAGUAAUCAGCCAAGAGAAGUUUGAGAAGUCGCGAGCCUACCGUCUUGAAAGAAGCCACUUCCGUUUUCUUUGUCAGUUAGUGAGAAUACUUGUGGAAUCAGCAAUUUUGUUCUUUAAGGUUUUGCCUUGGUUUUGGAAGAAAUCAGGACACUUCGUAGAUUUAGUUGGCCUCAACGAAGAAAAUGAAAUACUACAUACCCUUGCAUUUUUAGCUGGUGUGAUGAUUUGGUUAGAGAUCACAAAUUUACCAUUUUCUCUCUACUCCAUAUUUGUGAUCGAGGCCCGUCAUGGUUUUAAUAAGCAAACAAUAUGGUUAUUUUUUAGUGACAAGCUUAAAGGAAUUUGUCUUUCUGUUAUUCUUGUCCCACCUAUUGUGUCUGCAGCAAUUUUAAUUGUAAAGAAAGAAGGUGCUUACUCGGUCAUUUAUCUGUGGGUGCUCACGUUUGUUCUUUCUCUUGUGAUGAUGACAAUCUACCCUAUUCUAAUAGCCCCACUCUUUCACAAGUUCACCCCUCUUCCAGAGGGUCAGCUACGAGAGAAAAUUGAGACGCUUGCUUCAUCCCUUGAGUUUCCGUUGAAGAAGCUGUUUGUGGUUGAUGGAUCCAAAAGGUCAAGUCACAGCAAUGCCUAUAUGUAUGGAUUUUUUAACAACAAGAGGAUUGUCCUCUAUGAUACACUGAUUCAGCAGUGCAAAAAUGAUGAGGAAAUUGUAGCUGUUAUAGCUCAUGAGCUAGGCCAUUGGAAGCGUAAUCACAUAGUGUACCUUUUAAUUGCCAACCAGAUCUGUGCACUUCUAUACAUUGGGGGCUAUACUCUUGUGAGGAACUGGAGUAGUCUGUUUCAAAGUUUUGGGUUUCAUACUAGACCACUAAUCAUUGCUCUCAUCAUAUUUCAGUAUGCAAUAACACCUAUUCAAAAUCUAGUAUACUUUGCUGGUAACCUUGUGAGCCGAGCUUUUGAAUAUCAGGCUGAUGCUUUUGCUAAGAAACUUGGUUAUGCCUCCUCGAUUCGAGCCAGUCUGGUUAGGCUACAGGAAGAGAAUUUGUCAGCUAUGAAUAUUGAUCCUUGGUACUCAGCAUAUCACAACACUCACCCCACGCUUGUUGAAAGGUUAGCUGCAAUUGGUCAGACGGACAAGGAGGAAUGCAGUGCAUGAUGAGCCAAAAGAUAAUAAUGUAACUGUAACUGGGUAAAGUUAAUAGAGGAUGAUACUAUACGGUUGUCUUUGCCUAUUUUAUAGUAGUGCUAAUUGCGAAUAUUCGAGGAUUGUAAGGGUGUCUUUACGUUGUUGAAUCUCUCGAGAAUAUUAUAUUUCAUCUCCUCUAUAUAUUGAAAAAUCUCAAUUUCAUUGUUCUAAAAGGGAAAAUUCUGUAUACAUAUGAUGUG